Molecule: messenger RNA, 4679 nt
Organism: Gambusia affinis (western mosquitofish)
Lineage: Eukaryota; Metazoa; Chordata; Actinopteri; Cyprinodontiformes; Poeciliidae
Product: cullin-5
Exons: 19
Coding region: 631-2946 (771 amino acids)
Biological process (GO): protein ubiquitination; SCF-dependent proteasomal ubiquitin-dependent protein catabolic process
Cellular component (GO): SCF ubiquitin ligase complex; Cul5-RING ubiquitin ligase complex
Molecular function (GO): ubiquitin protein ligase binding
Source: RefSeq, a predicted model, not a curated record
GCACAUUUAGCUUCGUUGCUAUUGCGUCUUUUUAGGUUAACUGCUGAUAAAUGUUCUCGGUGCUUCAGUCUCCACGCAUUUCCGCUGAUGUUAGCAUUUAUGUGAUAAAAACCCAGAAAGGUGCGCCUGAAGUGGCCGCUGCCGUUGUUGAAGUCCGGUGUUAUGCCGGGGUUCGUUCCCCCGAUUAUGUCGUCCCCUUUUAAUCUCUUCAUUCCCCCCACUACCCCGAAUCCAGCCUUCUUCCUGAGAUUCGGAACCGAACACAGAACUGCAAGCCGUUAGCUAGUCACGGAUUCCUGCGUAGAUCAGUCCGAGAGAUGGACCAGAGGAAGCAGGUUCCAGCCGAAACAGUGGAGGGAAAAAACGCUAGAAACACGAUUCGGAAGGAAACCAGACCUCCACGCCACGAACUCCCCCACACGCCCACCGCAGAACCCCUUCAAACCGCUUCUGUUUGGACUUUAUUUUGACUAGCUAACCUCUAAAUAAGGUUGCUAAACCUGGCGUCUGUUCUUGGAAGGCCUUUCAAAAUAAUAUUCACCUCAGCCAAAAGUUUAGUCUGCAGAGAGAGAUACGCAGAUCCCAAAUAAGAACAAGGGGUCCCUGCAGUUUGAGGACAAGUGGGACCUGAUGCGGCCCAUCGUUCUCAAGCUGCUAAGACAAGAGUCUGUCACCAAGCAACAGUGGUUCGACUUAUUCUCUGACGUCCAUGCUGUCUGUUUAUGGGACGAUAAAGGUCCUGCUAAAAUCCACCAAGCCCUCAAAGAAGACAUCCUCGACUUCAUCAAACAAGCACAAACCGAAGUACAUUUUCCUCUGUAUCCGUUGCCGUGGCAGCGCGUGCUGAGCCACCAAGACGACACGGCGCUGCUGAAGGCGUACAUCGUGGAGUGGAGGAAGUUCUUCACCCAGUGCGACAUCCUGCCCAAACCGUUCUGUCAGCUAGAGAUCACGCUGAUGGGGAAGCAGGGCAGCAACAAGAAAACCAACAUGGAGGACAGCAUUGUACGCAAGCUCAUGCUGGACACGUGGAACGAGUCGAUAUUUUCCAACAUUAAGAGCCGCCUGCAGGACAGCGCGAUGAAGCUGGUGCACGCAGAGAGGCUGGGCGAGGCCUUCGACUCGCAGCUCGUUAUCGGCGUUCGGGAAUCAUACGUCAACCUGUGCUCCAACCCGGAGGACAAGCUGCAGAUCUACAGGGAUAACUUUGAGAAAGCCUACCUGGACUCCACUGAGAGGUUCUACAGAACCCAGGCGCCGUCCUACCUGCAACAAAACGGUGUUCAAAACUACAUGAAAUAUGCUGAUGCAAAACUCAGAGAGGAGGAGAAGAGAGCGCUUCGAUAUCUAGAGACACGACGUGAAUGUAAUUCUGUUCAGGCACUUAUGGAGUGUUGCGUUAACGCUUUGGUGACUUCGUUCAAGGAGACCAUCCUAGCCGAAUGUCCAGGAAUGAUUAAACGCAACGAGACGGAGAAGCUGCACCUCAUGUUCUCACUCAUGGACAAGGUUCCCAGUGGGAUUGAGCCCAUGCUGAAGGACCUAGAAGAGCACAUCAUUAAUGCUGGACUGGCGGACAUGGUGGCUGCCGCUGAGACCAUCACUACGGAUUCUGAGAAGUAUGUGGAGCAGCUGCUGACGUUGUUUAAUCGCUUCAGUAAACUGGUGAAGGAGGCUUUCCAGGACGACCCGCGCUUCCUCACAGCAAGAGAUAAGGCUUACAAAGCCGUCGUCAACGAUGCAACGAUCUUCAAGCUGGAGCUCCCGAUGAAGCAGAAGGGAGUGGGAAUGAAAACGCAGCCCGAGUCCAAAUGUCCCGAGCUGCUGGCGAACUACUGUGACAUGCUGCUGAGGAAAACGCCCCUCAGCAAGAAACUUACCUCUGAAGAAAUUGAGCUGAAGCUCAAAGAAGUGCUCUUGGUGUUGAAGUACGUCCAGAACAAAGACGUCUUCAUGCGGUACCACAAAGCUCACCUGACGAGGCGCCUUAUUCUGGACAUUUCAGCCGACAGCGAGAUUGAGGAGAACAUGGUGGAGUGGCUGAGGGAAGUAGGAAUGCCUGCUGACUAUGUGAAUAAGCUGGCCAGGAUGUUUCAGGACAUCAAGGUCUCAGAGGAUCUCAAUCAGGUGUUCAAGGAGAUGCACAAACACAACAAGCUGGCUCUACCAGCGGACAGCGUGAACAUUAAAAUCCUGAACGCCGGGGCGUGGUCCCGGAGCAGCGAGAAGGUUUUCGUCUCGCUGCCGACGGAGCUGGAGGACCUGAUCCCCGAGGUCGAGGACUUCUACAAGAGGAACCACAGCGGUCGGAAACUCCACUGGCAUCACCUCAUGUCCAACGGCAUCAUCACCUUUAAGAACGAGGUGGGCCAGUACGACCUUGAGGUCACGACCUUCCAGCUCGCCGUGCUGUUUGCCUGGAAUCAGAGGCCGAGAGAGAAAAUCAGCUUUGAGAACCUCAAACUGGCCACGGAGCUUCCUGACGCCGAGCUGCGCCGAACGCUUUGGUCUCUGGUUGCAUUUCCUAAACUGAAGAAGCAAGUCCUGUCGUAUGACCCGUCCGUUAGCUCACCCAAAGACUUUACAGAUGCGACGCUCUUCUACGUCAACCAGGAGUUCUCGCUCAUCAAAAACUCCAAAGUUCAGAAGAGAGGGAAGAUCAAUUUGAUUGGUCGGCUGCAGCUCACGACGGAGCGAAUGAGAGAGGAGGAGAACGAAGGAAUCGUUCAGCUCAGAAUACUCAGAACUCAGGAGGCUAUCAUCCAAAUCAUGAAGAUGAGGAAGCGCAUCAGCAACGCUCAGCUGCAAACGGAGCUGGUGGAAAUCCUGAAAAAUAUGUUUCUGCCUCAGAAGAAGAUGAUAAAGGAGCAGAUUGAGUGGCUCAUCGAACACAAAUAUAUAAAGAGGGACGAAUCGGACAUCAACACUUUCAUCUACAUGGCCUAGGCAACCAGCACCCAGUGCGUUUCUGCUGUUUUUCUUUUACCGCUGGGGCCGCUACCGGCACUUUGUGAUCCCGACGAGGAGCCGAACGGAGGGAGAGGCCUGACCAGGGUCGACGGAGGGACGAGUCUUUUCAACAAAAGUGUGGACGUUUUUUUCUGUUUGUGUGACGCCGGUGUGUCAUUUAAAGAUGUAGCGUUGAGUCGUUGUUUGUCUUCGCUGCCCUCUAGUGUCCAAUCCGGGGAAACGCACGGCACGGCGGGCCUUUUUGCCAGCAGCUCAGCACAGAAGAAAAACAAAAACAGUUCACACACUAAAAAUUAAAUACUUCCUGCCUUACUUCCCUCAGCAGAGAGCUGCAGAAGAGAUGAAGGGUGACUUGUGCAGCGAAGGGAGGACAGUCUUUCACUUUCUCUUGAGGCCUUGGCUGCUGUCUUUGCGGCGGCCAUCUUGCAUCCCUCCUAUUCGCUAUCGCUCUUGUUGAAACUCAGAAGAAUUGCGAGUGAAAGUUGCCGACUGGGAGGAGCGGAGACUGCGAAAGGACUCGUUCAGAGUACCGAGGAGUAUUUUUUGCCAAAUUGUGUGUGUUUGUGUCGCGUGGGUGUUGCGUGUGUUUGGGUGCAUGACGUGUACGUGUUCUUUUAUGUGUGUGUAUCUCUAUGUGCACUUUCAACAGCAUGCUGCUCUAUGAUUAUUAUUAUUAUUAUUUUGUUUUAUUCCAUCAACGGAAAAACGAUCACACUUUGUGAUGGAGGUGAUCGAGAACCGAGGAUGUGCCACCGUUACAAAGUCUAUUAUUGAUUUUCUGACUCUGCCAUGUGAUUGCAGUUGAGCAGUUUAUAUUUUUUAGUCCAUUGCUGAACCGUUAUCACACUGCAAACUAUUUGUUUGGUGUGUAAAAACCAAUGAUCUCGACAUUAUGAAAUUAAAUUCCAAGCCGGACAAAGUGAAAUUAAUGACCAGGUUACUUUUUUGUGUCAAAAUAAUCAGAUCAACAGGGGAAAAAAAAGAUAAUUUCUAUCAUUUCUGGUUAAUAAGUACCGUAAGCCUGAUGGUGUUUGGAUUCACACUGCAGAAACACUAAAUAUUACCAAGUAUUGUUUUGUCUAGUUUCUAGUGCAUACAUCUUAUUAUACUUAAAUUGGACAAAACUAAUGCACAAGCCACUUUUCAGCAAUUUAUAUGAGCUUGUUUUUAAUAGUUCCUCAAUGCUGAUGAAAAAGUGCUAAUUCAACUGGCAGAUUUUUACACGCAUUACAUUUUUCCAUGUUCUAAGUAAAAAAAAACUAUUCCAAGUGGAACUAAUCAGUAGUUUUUAAAAUCAAUAUUCAAGAUUUACAGAGUUAAAACAAGCUCUUAUAUCUAAUUGAAAAGUUACUUAUAAGUUAGUUUUGUGUUAUUUCAAGUUCUUAACAAGAUUACUGAAAUAUUUUCUGUUUUUGCAAGUGGGAAAAGAAAGUACACCCUCUCUCAGCUCUAGAGUUUCACAUAUUGGGGCAUAUUCUGUCUUUAUCAAGCUCUAGAAUCACUUUAAACUGAUAUUACAUUUGCAAAAACAGACAAAAUAUUUAAAAAAGAGAAUUAGCAACUACCACUUCCACACAAAGCAGUAGAUCCAUACAUUAAUGUGACCACUUCUGUACAAAUGCAUCAUCCUCAAAUGAUUUAUUUCAUUUAUUCAGUUGAAAAAGUUAAACUUGUGUACAAUAAAGAUUCAUCACUCAGUUAUUUAUUUA